Molecule: messenger RNA, 1216 nt
Organism: Pleuronectes platessa (European plaice)
Lineage: Eukaryota; Metazoa; Chordata; Actinopteri; Pleuronectiformes; Pleuronectidae
Product: histone H2A
Exons: 2
Coding region: 7-795 (262 amino acids)
Cellular component (GO): nucleosome
Molecular function (GO): structural constituent of chromatin; protein heterodimerization activity; DNA binding
Source: RefSeq, a predicted model, not a curated record
UCCAUUAUGUCUGGCAGAGGUAAAACCGGCGGAAAGGCCAGAGCGAAGGCAAAGACUCGCUCCUCCCGCGCUGGGCUCCAGUUCCCCGUCGGCCGUGUUCACAGGCUGCUGCGUAAAGGCAACUACGCACAUCGCGUUGGUGCCGGCGCCCCCGUCUACCUGGCGGCUGUGCUGGAGUACCUCACCGCUGAGAUCCUGGAGCUGGCUGGAAACGCCGCCCGCGACAACAAGAAGAGCCGUAUCAUCCCCCGCCACCUGCAGCUGGCCGUCCGCAACGACGAGGAGCUCAACAAACUCCUGGGCGGAGUGACCAUCGCUCAGGGCGGCGUGCUGCCCAACAUCCAGGCUGUUCUUCUGCCCAAGAAGACCGAGAAGGCCCCCAAGUCCAAGAAACAAUCCACAUCCAUUAUGUCUGGCAGAGGUAAAACCGGCGGAAAGGCCAGAGCGAAGGCAAAGACUCGCUCCUCCCGCGCUGGGCUCCAGUUCCCCGUCGGCCGUGUUCACAGGCUGCUGCGUAAAGGCAACUACGCACACCGCGUUGGUGCCGGCGCCCCCGUCUACCUGGCGGCUGUGUUGGAGUACCUCACCGCUGAGAUCCUGGAGCUGGCUGGAAACGCCGCCCGCGACAACAAGAAGAGCCGUAUCAUCCCCCGCCACCUGCAGCUGGCCGUCCGCAACGACGAGGAGCUCAACAAACUCCUGGGCGGAGUGACCAUCGCUCAGGGCGGCGUGCUGCCCAACAUCCAGGCUGUUCUUCUGCCCAAGAAGACCGAGAAGGCCCCCAAGUCCAAGUAAAGCAAAGCUUCUGGAAACCACCGACACAAAGGCUCUUUUAAGAGCCACACACUCUCCUCCAAAGAGCAAAACUCCUCAUGUCAGACAGCAACUUAAAGUAUACACAAAAGACGUUUUUAGAUUGGAUUCAACUUUAUUGUCAUUGCACAGUACAAAUGCUUGUUAAAAACCAAAUGCAGUUUAGCAUAUAACCAGAAGCGCAAUAAAAGGCAGUAAUAGUGCAGAGUGCAUAUUUAAAGUGAAGUGACAUUUGUUAAUACAUAAGAUAUGUACAGUGAUAAAUAUAUAUGGAAUAGUGCAGUAUUUAGAGGUAUUUUGUGAUAUAAGAACGAUGAAUACACUAUGAGCAAGAUACAUAUAUAUGCAUAUAUAUCUAUCUAUAUAAAUAUGAAUACACUAUUGGAUGCAUAAAAGAUACAAA